Messenger RNA from Dendrobium catenatum, 1880 nucleotides. Its product is annotated as glycosyltransferase BC10. Lineage: Eukaryota; Viridiplantae; Streptophyta; Magnoliopsida; Asparagales; Orchidaceae. Gene Ontology annotation, cellular component: membrane. Gene Ontology annotation, molecular function: glycosyltransferase activity. The coding region runs from base 291 to 1475 and encodes 394 amino acids. The record is from RefSeq and is a predicted model, not a curated record. The transcript has 11 exons.
AAACGCAAUAAUCCCAUCAAAUUCACCUCCCGCAAACGUGCUUUUCAAGUUCCAUCUAUCGCCUCCAGCGAAUCCCCGACUAAGCCGCCUGAGAUCUCUCCAGCGCCUCCGCCGCGGCAGCCGGAGCCCUGAAAGACGGCGACGAGUUUAACAACUCGAAGUUUCUUGCAGCGCGAUUGGUUAGAAUAUGUGCUAAUUUUGUGAGUAGAAGAUCGCAGUUGGUGAUGCUAGCUGCGGUUGAAGAAGCUAUGAUGAUCGAAAAGUUGAAACUCAAAGAUGAAGUGCUUUAAAUGAAGGGACAUAAGGGGUGGCUGGAUAUUCCGAUAAUGGCCGCACCACGAGGAAAGCCUUCAUCAAAGAGGCCCCUUUGGAUCCUUGUACUAAUCUCUCUGGUGUGCUUAUCAUUGAUCGUAGUCUACCUUCACCCACCCCAGCAAUAUUCAUCUUGCUACCUUCUAUCGAAAGUUUGCGACCAUUUAGACUACUGGCUUCCCCCAGUACCAGCCAGAGUUCUAACUGAUGAGGAGCUCAUCUCUAAGGCUGUCAUAGGGGACAUUCUCUCGAUGCAGUUUCCUCAUAAAAAAAGUUCUAAAAUUGCUUUCAUGUUCUUGACAGCGGGAUCAUUGCCUUUUGAGAAGCUAUGGGAGAAGUUUUUUCUGGGCAAUGAUGGUAGAUUCUCCAUUUAUAUACAUUCUUCAAGGGAAAAACCAAUUCACGUGAGCCCUCUAUUUAUUGGCCGGGACAUUCGCAGUGAAAAGGUGUCUUGGGGUCAAAUUUCAAUGGUAGAUGCAGAGAAGAGGCUCCUCGCCAAUGCACUCAAAGAUGCUAAUAAUCAGUAUUUUGUGUUGUUAUCUGACAGUUGUGUACCCCUACAUAAUUUUGAUUAUGUAUAUGAUUAUCUUAUGGAAACAAAUAUCAGCUUUGUUGACUGUUUUGAAGAUCCUGGCCCGCUUGGAGCUGGCAGGUAUUCUGAAAAUAUGUUACCGGUGAUUGAGAAAAAAGACUGGAGGAAAGGUUCACAAUAUUUUCCAUUGCUGCAGUGGUUCUCGAUCAAGCGGCAGCAUGCUAUACUACUACUAUCAGACAGCCUUUACUACACAAAAUUCAAACUUUUCUGCAAGCCAGCUAUGGAGGGCAACAGAAACUGCUAUUCUGACGAGCAUUACUUGCCAACUCUCUUCAAUAUGGUCGACCCUACUGGUAUUGCUAAUUGGUCGGUUACCCACGUAGACUGGUCUGAAGGCAAAUGGCAUCCUAAGUUAUAUAGAGCUGAAGAUAUUACAUUUGAGCUUCUCAAAAAAAUUAAAUCUAUUGACGAGAAUUUCCAUGUUACAAGUGAUGCAAAGAAAGUUAUCAUGCAGAAACCAUGUUUAUGGAAUGGGACUAGAAGGCCAUGUUAUCUUUUUGCCAGGAAGUUCUAUCCAGAAGCCAUUGAGAAUUUGAUGAAUAUUUUCUCCAAUUACACAGAUUUUUGAGCCUUCUAAAUGAUUAGAUCAUUCUUGGCUACCCUUUUGUUUUGCUUCAACCAGAUUUCUCCUCACUUGAUACACUGCUUGCAUCCUGAGCUGGAGUUUCUUGCGCUUGCUGGCAUUCAAUUUCUCAAAGCUUUCAAAGAGUUUUUGAAGAUGUAAAUUUGAAUGAUUAUACAAUCUAAGAGAUAAAAUGCUUGGAAUGGAUGCUAAAUGUACCUUAAUAGUAUUUUAUGUGUAAAAUGUGAAGCUGUUUUUUUAUGAAUGUACUGCUUCACUUCUCUCAUUCAGUAUUAUGGUGUUUAGGUGCUUAUUAUUUCUAUUUGUCAGUACUUGGGGAUUCCUCCUUGGGAUAUCAAUUUUGUAAACUACUGUAAGCAGGGGGGAGUUAGGAUUUUUUUUUUUAUUGUG